UCUACAUCUUCCGCUCUUCCUUCGCUCUCUUCUUCUUCUUCUUCUUCUUCAUUCAUUCGUUCAACAAGAGAGUCGCCGGAGAGCGCCGCAUCCGGCCGUCCAGAUCGCCGGCGAUCGCAGGCUAACGAGCGAUUCUGGCUAUUUCGAUUCCGGUCUGUGUGGGCAGAUCGACAGUAUUGAUCGACGGGCGAUGGACCAGGAAGCUGCCCGGACCGCCCGGGAAUCCCUGGAUCUCGCGUUCCGCAUGUCCAACAUUCUCGACACCGGGCUCGACCGCCACACCCUCUCCGUCCUCAUCGCCCUCUGCGACCUGGGCGUGAACCCUGAGGCGCUCGCGGCCGUCGUCAGGGAGCUCCAUAGGGAGCCUUCUUCAUCCGUCACGAUGCCGAGUCCGCUUCAGACUCAAAAUCAGUGACAAAAUGCAGGUCUUGGAUUGCAGUGACAGUGUGACUGAAGAUUGGGUAAUGCAGUGCUCUUUUUUUCAGGGGCAGAUUAGUUGUUCCUGGACAAAUCCUAGCUUCCUAUGUGCAAAUAAAGAUUUCUGGUCCUCUGUUUCUCUGUUUGAAGAGAUUCUCCAUCUUGAAGAUGUUACCUAGUGGGUUGGCG
Molecule: messenger RNA, 606 nt
Organism: Syzygium oleosum
Lineage: Eukaryota; Viridiplantae; Streptophyta; Magnoliopsida; Myrtales; Myrtaceae
Product: mitotic-spindle organizing protein 1B-like
Exons: 3
Coding region: 191-415 (74 amino acids)
Biological process (GO): gamma-tubulin complex localization; microtubule nucleation by interphase microtubule organizing center; mitotic spindle assembly
Cellular component (GO): interphase microtubule organizing center; centrosome; spindle
Source: RefSeq, a predicted model, not a curated record